AGUUCCCUGCAUGGUAUAUACAUGCGACGAAAAUAAAUAACGUCACCCUUACGAUUCUACCCAAGCCAAAUUCACGGAAAACGGAUGCUCUGAUCUCAUGGAUGCAGCGUGCGGCGUGCACUCGUUAUUUUUCCGGAAGUUUCAAUCUUUGCGUUAGAAAGAUUCACCAUCAGCAAGUCUCAAAGUAUAGUCUCGAUAAUUCUAAGCUUUUCGAAUUUAUCUCGCACAAUACCAAGUAUAUAUAAACAAACGGUUACAAGCCGAGCUUUUAAAGAAAAACAAGCAUAAAAAAGCAGGAGUACAACUCAUGAAUCAUUUACAUCAGUAAUUUGAUUAUAAAUCUACUUGAAAUCAUGUCAGGUUUUGACAUAAUGACAGAUUCUUCAUUUAACAAUGAAUUACAGUGGAGCUUAGUUCCCAACGCGAAUCCAAAUGUUGCUACAGAAGAUCAUUUACAGAGUUUGGGUUUGAAUGUUCAAGAUGGCUUGCCCAAAUUUAAACUCAAUGAAGUUGGUCCUGUAGCUCUUGCUAGUUCCAUCUUCCAGCAGAAUAACAUCAACGUUAAUGAUGAUUUGGAGCAGUCCUUCGUUGUACUGGGUAAAACAUCAUUGCAAUCAAUUAGAGAUGAUGCACUGGCUAGCUAUUUGGAAAUUCAACAGAAAAGUCAAUUGACUGAUCAUACUUCAAUGAUCUCUAUGAUGAGCCCAUCAGAAAUUGAGGAAAAAUUAAAAAACGUACUAGAAGAAAAUAUUAAAUUGAAGGAAACUUUAAAACAGAACAACAGUGCCACCAAACAGCAGUUUAAUACUAUUACAAUGUGGCAAAAGGAUGUUAUGACAGUUUGUGACAAUCAUAAGCAAAAAUUUAUGGAAACUAAACAAUUGAUGAGUCGUUUAAAAAAAGAAAAUGACGAGUUACGAGAAAAGAUUGCCAAAUAUCAAUUACAAGAAUCGUCUUUGAAUAGCAGUAGUGCAACUGGUCUUUCAUUAGAAGGUGUUAAUGCAUCUUCUUUAUUAAAAAAAUCAACGUAUGUUAGCACAGAAAAUCUUCCCACACUUACUGGUUUCAAUACCUCACUUUUGGAAGAGGGAAAACAACUGGAAAAUGACAACAUUCAACUUGAAAAUGAACAAGAGCUUUUAAAAAAAAAUGACACUUUGUCAGAAGAAUUAAAUAAAGUAAAAGUUAAUCACUCAAAAACUAAGGAAGUAUUGCAAGAACUGGAAAAACGAUAUUUGACUGACAUUGAAUUAUUUAGUCAGCAGUUGCAAAAGGCCAAUAAAGAAUUGAAAGAAGUAUUGAAGCAAAAAUCUGAUAUGACAAAUUCUCUAGAAUUAGAAAAAUUACUUGUUAAAUGUUGUGAAAAGGAUUUGGAAUUAAAAUAUCUUGAAGAAAUAAUUACUUCGUUGAAACAGCAAAUUAAAAAAUAUGAAGAAAAUAUUUUUCCAUUGAUUGAUUUACAAGUUGAAACAUCUGAUGAGUCAUCUGAUGAUAAAAAAUUACUAAAAGAGAACGUUAAAUUUUAUAACAAUAAAAUAGAGGAACUUGGAAAAUGUUUCGCUGCGCAAUGUUCGCGCUAUAUGCGAAUACAAGAAUUCUUGAAAGAAUCGGCUGAUAUUAUUCAGAUUUUCGAAAAUUCUGAAGUACUAUCCAAUAGCAGCCUACCAGAAGAUAAGGUCAAGGAUUAUAAAGAAAAACUGCGUGAAUAUCGUAAGCGAUUGAUCGACGAGCAAAUACAAAGCAUCGAUGAUAAACAAAUUACUAUUAAAGUUCAAAAGCAGUUUCAGAAAAUGUUAUCAGAUUACAAUGCUGUUAUUUAUGAAUUGGAAAUAUUAAGAGACGAGAACUCAAAACUCGCGACAAUGCAAACCAAAGCAUCAGAAGAGAAUUCGCAAAAGUUAGCUGAUAUAGAAAAACAUCUCGACGAAGAAAAGAAAAUACUAGAUAAUGAAAAGACUGAAUUAUUGGAGCAGCGACUGAGUCUGCAGUUUGAAAAGAAAUUAGUUAUCGAAGAAAAGGAAAAGAUCGAAGCAGAGCGCAGUUCUUUAUCUUUGGAAAAAGAAAAGCUUAUUGAAGCCAGAACUAGCUUAUUAGAAGAAAGGACAUCUCUUGAUCGACAGAGUCUAUUGUAUGAAGCUGAAAAGGGAACCUUACAAAAAGAGAAAAAACUUUUACAUAAGAAAUGUGACGAAUUGAUGAAUCAAAUUGAGAUUCUGAGGCAUGAAUCGAGCAAAGCUAAUACAACUAUUCAGCAGUUGAAUUUAAAUAACAGUAAAUUGAAGGAAAAUGAGGAGAUAAUUUCGGUGUACAAAAUACAAACUGAAAUGCAUCAAAAAGAGUUUGAAGAAAUGAGAGUAACACAAAAAAAUUUACAAGACCAGUUGCAAUCACUUUCAAUGGCAAAUUUGCAAUUGCGAACUGAAAAUGAUCGUCUAGGAGGCCAAGCAAAUGAGCAAGACAAUUCAGAUGUGACGAUUAAUAGAAACCAUGUACUUUGUCCAAAAUGCCAAAACAGCAUUUCAACUGAUAAUCUUUCAUUGCACAUAGCACGUUGUUAUAAUUUGGACUGACUAUCCUUAUAAUGUCAUUUUUCUUUGACGUCGUAAAGUCUUCAGCACAAUCCAGGUACUGCGGCCUCUGCGCAAAAUACAUCGUCCCAGGAGAACGUCAUGGAAUGGUCAUUUGUACUCCAGAAUUUGAUUAGUCUCUAAUAUACCAUUUUACUGCAUAAUACGUAAAUAUUUUAUGACUGCUAUCUUAAUUGUUUAUAGUAAACUUUCUUAUUUUUAAUUUCACUAGAAUUAUUAUUUUACUGCUAGAAAUAUUUUAUUUAUGACUGCUUCUGUACCUCGCAACCAAUAUUUAUAUAGUUUGAAAAUUGUUUAAAGAAGAUGCGACACAUUAUUUCAUGGCUAAAGAAACAUGAUGCGUGAACAUUUUUCAAAAUAAAUAUAUAUUUUUAUUAUAGCAGAAUAUGUUUCAAGAUUUAUGUAAUCAAUGAUAGCUGAAGGUUUAGGCUCUUGAUUCGUCGGAUAUAGAUAACUCAAUUGUGUAGCACACACUUGUAUUAUUGGUCCUGCUGCAUAUGAUAAUAAUUCGGACAGUAUUUCCUAAAAGUAGUGUGAAUUGGUUGAAACUAAAAUUAGAAAUAAAAAAGAACUAAAAAGAGAA
Molecule: messenger RNA, 3171 nt
Organism: Nasonia vitripennis (jewel wasp)
Lineage: Eukaryota; Metazoa; Arthropoda; Insecta; Hymenoptera; Pteromalidae
Product: MAR-binding filament-like protein 1-1
Exons: 7
Coding region: 354-2570 (738 amino acids)
Source: RefSeq, a predicted model, not a curated record